GGGCACGACGACGACGAUGAUUUUGGCGCGCGCCCUCCGCACAGGGAUGUUCUGCCUCCUUCGGUCCGUUGGCCUGACGACGGUUGUACGGUAUACGUGAGUACGAGGUCGGGGGGAACCGUCGUAACCGAGAGUAGACUUGGUUGCAAGGUUUCGCGACAUAACUUCGGCUCGGCGUGCAGUGUGCGGCCAAUAUCGAGAAAACGCGAGCUAUUUGACCGAUACGGAUCGUCAACACGCACUCUGGCCGUCGAAAUCACAACUACGACUCGGCAUGAAUUACGCGAAUGACAAAAAUUAAUAAUAUUAACAUAAAUAUAUUUAAUAAUAUAAUAUGAUAAUGUAUAACGGUAGGUGGUCGCCGCGGGGACAUACGUUACUGUGACGAAUGAUGACUGAAGACGUAUGGUCCGUCGUAAGUCGUCGUCUACGACCCUGCCGGUUAACGGUAAUAGUGGGUGGUCACUUUACACGUAUGGGUCGUUGGACGUGGGAUAUUCGAAAAUCGAGAUAACCCGUAACAGUUUUCAGCGAGCUCGAGUUGAAUUUUUUCUGAUAACAAAACAAUAAUAUUUACCUUUCACUCGUUCGCGUACGAAUUACGGUCGUGGUUUCGCGCACUAUAGAUUUCUAGCAGACCUUCGAGUCUGAUCAUUCCGCGUUUGUGCUUCAAUGUCCACUGAAUGAUAGUGUUUCGUAACUCUAGUUUGGCGCUAAAUGACGUUUUGAGCCACUGCGAUAAUUUAAUGCCGGGCAUCAGUCAGGCGGAUUUUGUUGGCCAACAGCAACAACAACAACAACAACAGCAGCAGCAGCAACAGCAACAACAGCAGCAACACCAUCACCAUGUCGUCAAUCCAACGUUGGCACACAACUAUGCGGCACCACAACCUAUGAAAUCAUUAGACCAGGUCAAAGUAGUCUAUUCCAAUUCGGCAAACAGUCGAAAUUACGUGCCUGUCAACUCGCUGCCAAACGGCACGAUUAAUUCUACCAGUACAGGUACUGGAACUGCUGUUGUAAUUAAGUCAACCCCUCAACAGCUUCACCAUAAUUCACCUCCAGUUUCUACAAUGACUUUACCUGGACAAGUAUCGUCCAAUCAAUCCUCUGUUUCAUCCAAUGUUAUUACGGUUUCCAAGCAAAUGGCACAAGGCGUAGUUACUGGUAACUCUCCUCAAACAAUUUUGCCAGCAAAUGUACAAAUAUUAAAUGUAAAUGCAUUGCGGCCACAAAAUUCUCAAGGCGGAGUUAAUAAAAAUAUGUCAAGAGUUAUGAUACCUCAAGUAGUUGGGGCCCGUCCUGGUGCACCUGGGCUUACUUUACAAACACUCCAACAAGCACAAGGUGGACAUAUAUUAUUAAAGACUGAAAAUGGCCAGUAUCAGUUAUUACGAGUUGGCCCAGCACCUAGUCAAGGAAAUGCUAUUACUCAAAAUAAUGCAAAUUUUAGAGUUCAACCUGUUCCUUCAGUUGCAACUAACAAUGUUUCCAUUGCUGGUACACCAACUACAACACCAACUCAAACGAUAGCUCAACCUCAACAGGCGCAUCAAAAAAUUCAACAAGAUAAUACUAAAGAAAAAUGUCGCAAAUUUUUAGCCAAUUUACUUGAAUUGUCUAGUAAAGAACCUAAACCUGUAGAAAGAAGUGUGCGAACACUUAUACAAGAACUGGUUGAUGCCAAGGUAGAGCCUGAACAGUUUUGUGAUCGACUUGAGAAACUUCUAAAUGCUUCACCACAACCGUGCCUUAUUGGUUUCCUCAAGAAAAGCUUACCACUUUUGAGGCAAUCACUUAUGUUAAAAGAAAUGGUGAUUGAUGGAAUUCGACCACCACAACUUAGUGCUCAACCUACUGUUGUUUUAGCUAAUCAGCAGCAAGCAGCGAAUACACAAGUAAUGGGAAAUAUCUUAAGUAAUGCAGCAUCUAAUCAGCAAACGGUUAGAAUAAUGACUUCCCAACCAGCCUUAACACCAGCAAGGACAAUUAAUUCUCAACAACAACAUAGAAUUGUUUCUCAACAAGUCAGGGUACAAACUCCAACAGGUCUUACAGCUGUUAAUAAAAUGGGUUCAAUUCGUAUUCAACCUCCAGUAGUAUCUUCUCAAUCUGCUACACUUCCUCCACCACUUACAUCAACAUCAUCCCCAAGACCACCAGUGGGUAGUGGUCGACCGAUGCUUGUUAAAGCAGUACCUCUUAAAACACCAGCUGGAUCACAUAUAAAGAUUAGUACUCCUAUUGUAUCGACGCCACUACAAACUAAUAGUAUAACAAUGCCUCAACCUCGGAUACCACCAUCCCCAAAUAUAAUAGCACAACCAACAAUGAUCAGCAAACCUCCAACACCAAUUACUGUUGCUCCGCCGACAGUUGCGUUGUCUAAACCUCCAUCCAAGGAAAAAGAAAAGAAAUCUUUUUCAUCAUCAGCAGCAUAUGUUGGCGAUGAUGAUAUUAAUGAUGUUGCUGCUAUGGGUGGUGUCAACUUAGCAGAAGAAACCCAAAGAAUUUUAGGUUCCACUGAUUUCGUUGGAACACAAAUUAGAUCAUGUAAAGAUGAAAUACUAUUACCACAAAAUCCAUUAGUAGCAAAAAUUAAACAAAUUGUAAAUAGAGAAGGUUUAGAAGAUGCUGCAGCAGAUGUGCCAGCUUUAGUAUCACAUGCAGUUGCUGAACGUUUAAAAGAUCUUUUAGAAAAAUGUGCUGUUGUAGCAGAACAUCGUUUAGAUUUUAAUAAAGCGGAUAAACGGUAUGAAAUUACUAGAAAUAUUCGCGGUCAAAUCAAAUGCCUUGAAGAAAUUGACAAGGUUGAACGUAAAAAGCAAGAUGAAAUGGAGCGAGAGCUUUUAUUACGGGCAGCUAAAAGUAGAUCUAAAAACGAAGAUCCAGAACAAGCCAAAUUAAAAGCUAAAGCCAAAGAGAUGCAAAGGGUAGAAAUGGAAGAACUACGACAGCGAGAAGCUAAUUUAACUGCCUUAAAUGCAAUUGGACCUAGGAAAAAACCAAAAUUAGAACCAGGAAUUAGUCCUAGUUUACAGAACCAAAAUUCUAGUAUUAGUACCAAUUUAACAAAUAGACAAACAAUACCUAGACAAAGGAUAAAACGUGUUACCAUGCGUGAUACGCUAUUUGUACUUGAACAAGAAAAAGAUAUUCGUAGGAAAGCAAAUUUCAUGUUCAAACCAUUCUUGAAGUGAUAUUUACCAUCAUAUUGUCAUUUUAGCCGUUCCUUAUUGCGGCUGAUGGCUAGUCAUGUUGACUAUGUUUUCUGCCGCAUUUUCGAACUAAUUUAAAUUGUUGUUAAAAACCAUUUCAAGCAUAUUUUAGAUUAAUUGUGUCUACAAAAUUGUUAAUUUUUGUUAUAUUGUUUUUUUUCAAUCACUGUUAAUUUUUUACUUUUUCUUGUUAACAUAAAACAAGAAAAGAGGUUAUAGACCGUGUUCAUGUUAGUUAUAAAUUAAAUGCAGUGAAAAAAAAACUUAUGCGAUGUAUCAAAUAUUGAUAUUAACAUUAAUAUCACUCAUUAAGCCUAUGUUAAAAAUAAUGUAUUUUUUUAUUGUAAAUAACACUAAUGUAUUGUAUGUAUGUUAAAAAAAGAAUAUUUUGUUAAUGUAAAAAAAAGGGAGUUACUCAAUUCUUAUUCUGUAAGUUAUAAUCCGAUAUAAGUGAGCACUCAUUAUAUUAUUUUGUAUAAUGUAUAUAUUUUUUUAUUAUAAUUAAUAAAAUUAAUAGGGUUCAGUGAUUUUCACACGCAAAAAAAACUGUUAACUCACUUUUAAAUCAUAUCUAUUUUUAUUGUUCGAAGUAUGAUAUCAUAGUGUACAAGUAUAUUUUUAAGAAUACUUAUUGACGACUUGAUGAUAACAUACCAAGUAUUUUACUGAAUAAUGUUGAAGUGUGAAAGUUAUUUGUUCCAACUACAAAAGAUAAUAA
Molecule: messenger RNA, 3936 nt
Organism: Aphis gossypii (cotton aphid)
Lineage: Eukaryota; Metazoa; Arthropoda; Insecta; Hemiptera; Aphididae
Gene: Taf4
Product: transcription initiation factor TFIID subunit 4
Exons: 15
Coding region: 684-3200 (838 amino acids)
Biological process (GO): DNA-templated transcription; transcription initiation at RNA polymerase II promoter
Cellular component (GO): transcription factor TFIID complex
Molecular function (GO): DNA binding; protein heterodimerization activity; RNA polymerase II general transcription initiation factor activity
Source: RefSeq, a predicted model, not a curated record